This is a messenger RNA of Westerdykella ornata, 3419 nucleotides long. RefSeq names its product ARM repeat-containing protein. Gene Ontology annotation, cellular component: PAS complex; endosome membrane; fungal-type vacuole membrane. NCBI's taxonomy places the organism in Eukaryota, Fungi, Ascomycota, Dothideomycetes, Pleosporales, Sporormiaceae. Bases 124 to 2958 code for a protein of 944 amino acids. The transcript has 8 exons. The record is from RefSeq and is a predicted model, not a curated record. Gene Ontology annotation, biological process: positive regulation of kinase activity; phosphatidylinositol biosynthetic process.
CGAACCCCUCGACAUUCACCGUCGGUAACUGAUCGCGCCUCAAUCCGCCUUGCCUGGAGCAUCACCGCACCCGCACGCCUUACCGCGCCAUGUAGCUGGGGUCAUCCAUCACCACACCCAGCCAUGGACGCCAACAUCACCAAGGCGCUCAAUGACAAGCUCUACGACAAGCGCAAGAGCGGUGCUCUCGAGCUCGAGGGUCUGAUCCGCGACUGUCUCGCAGCUCAGGAUCAUGCCAAGAUCCAAAGAAUCGUCCAUCAACUCUGUCACGAGUACGCGUACGCCGUUCACCAACCCCACGCGAGGAAUGGUGGCCUCAUAGGCCUCGCCGCCGCGUCCAUUGCCUUAGGCCCUGAAGUCGCUCGAUACCUGAAAGAAAUAGUACCCCCCGUCCUCGCCUGCUUCUCCGACCAAGAUGCCCGCGUCCGCUACUAUGCAUGCGAGAGCAUGUACAACAUUGCAAAGGUAGCAAAGGGGGAAAUCCUGGUAUACUUCAAUCAAGUCUUCGACGCCUUGUGCAAGCUUGCCGCCGACUCAGAGCUGUCUGUCAAGAACGGAGCGGAGCUAUUGGACCGGCUGGUCAAGGACAUCGUAGCCGAGUCGGCAGCCUCGUAUGUCUCCAUACUUCACACUCCAUCAGAGGCUGAAGGGCAAGGGGAAGGCGGCGAUGGUGAUCAGGGCCGUGUGACGGCCGAAAGUCCUACUGCGUUUUCUCUGGAAAGGUUCCUCCCACUACUCGAGGAAAGGAUAAACGUUCUAAACCCGUUUACGCGGACCUUCCUCGUCGCCUGGAUCAGUCUGUUGGACUCGAUACCUGACCUGGAACUCGUCACCCACCUGCCUCGUUUCCUGCGUGGGCUCUUCAAGUUCUUGAGCGACCCCAAUCCCGAUGUCAAAACUGCCACACAUAAAAUACUGGAGAGGUUCUUGAACGAGAUACGAUCCAUCGCCGGUGUCAAGAGGGGUGUUGCAGAAAGCCGCAGAAGUGGGGGUGAUGAAGGUGCCAAAACCUCAGCCUCCAGCUUGCGAACUGGAAAUGAGGAAGAGAGCGAAGCCAAUAGCACGAUUCCAGGCCAGGACGUAGCCGCUGGCGAGAAAGACAGCGAAAGCGCCGUCACGGAAGCGACCGAGUCCGAUGAUGAUGAGAGAUCAACGCGAGUUGACGAUGACUGGAUACCAGGACAAGAUGUGCAAGUGGAUCAUGCGAAGAUAUUGGAUAUUCUGGUGUCAUUUCUGGGUGAAACGCGCGAGGAUGAAAAGGAGGCUCAGAAAGAGAUCCAGGUAACGGCUCUGAGAUGGAUCAAUAGCUUCUUUCAGAUCUGUCCAGAGGAUAUCAUGACAUUUGUCCCUCGCCUACUAACGCAUGUGCUCCCAAUGCUGUCCCACGACAUAGACCAGGUUCGCAUAGCCGCAAACAACGUGAACACGUCACUCAUGGCAUACAUUAUGUCUUUGUCUGAUGAUGACUAUCGCCUUGAACCUGGCUCAGAUGGCCCCCUUCAGUUGUUCAACCCCAUGUCUGGGCUGAAUAAAGAUCUGACAGGUGGAGAGCGACGAGACUCUAAUUUCUCCCCACGAAUCUCAAAGAUCGCAUCCGCGGAUUCAAAGGACACCAAGGGUACGAGGACCCCGACGCCAGCAGAGGAUCGUCCUUCUUCACCGCCUGCAAAACCGCUCCCAGAGGUAGACUACCAAGGAGCCGUGAACGCCCUCACACUCCAGUUCUUGAAUGAACAUGAGGAUACUCGCGUCGCUGCUAUCCAGUGGCUGAUCAUGCUGCAUAAGAUGGCACCUGGAAAGAUCCUGUCAAUCGACGACGGCACCUUCCCAGCAUUGCUUAAGACGCUUUCUGAUCCGUCGGAGGCCGUUGUCACUCGGGACCUGCACCUCCUUUCGCAGAUCUCCAAAAACAGCGACGACUCGUAUUUCACUUCCUUCAUGGUCAACCUGUUGAAGCUGUUCUGCACUGAUCGCCGGCUACUCGAGACACGGGGGAAUCUGAUAAUCCGGCAACUAUGUGUUAGUCUAAGCCCCGAACGUAUCUACCGAACCAUGGCCGACUGCCUUGAGAAAGAUGAGGAUGUCGAAUUUGCCAGUAUCAUGGUGCAAAACCUCAACAAUAAUCUCAUCACAGCGCCAGAAUUGGCCGACCUUCGAAAACGACUCCGUAACCUCGACAACAGGGACGGACAAACUUUCUUCGUUACCCUCUUCAAGUCUUGGUGUCACAACGCGGUGGCGACCUUUUCUCUCUGCCUCCUAGCUCAAGCUUACGAGCAAGCGUAUCAUUUGCUACAAAUAUUUGCCGACCUUGAGAUGACUGUGGAUAUGCUCAUCCAAAUCGAUAAACUCGUCCAGCUUCUUGAGUCACCUGUGUUCACUUACUUGCGUAUGCAGCUACUCGAGCCAGAGAGAUACCCUCACCUCUACAAGUGUCUCUACGGCCUACUCAUGCUGCUGCCGCAAUCAUCUGCAUUCGCCGCACUGAAGAAUCGGCUCAACAGUGUGAGCGCCAUUGGCUAUCUUCAUAUUGCGCCACGCACGUACGUUCCCUCCUCCAACUUCAACCAUUUAAGACAAAAAAGCUCAGACGCCGGCACUCCCAGCAGCCAAACAGGUCCAAGCGCACCUAGCUUCGAGCGAUCCAAUCGGUUGAAGUCAAGGGACGAGGGAGGAGUCAAAUGGGUUGAGUUGUUGGACAAGUUCAAGACGAUUCAGGAGAGAGCAAGGCGGUCACACCGGUUAGCGACCUUAGGCGAGGAUGCAGCUUCUGCAGAGCAAGAACCAGAAAGCAUCCCGCCAGAGGUUCCACCGAAGAACAUCCCGAUACGACCGAGCCCAACCCCUGGCGGUGUCCGUCCUUCGCCGUUGCAGCAAGUUCAAGCCCAUAAGCCGAAGUCGAGCCUAACCGACUUUGGUAGGAGGUUCGGAGGAGUCGCGGGGAGGAAGAAAAAGUGAGGCAGGCUUGAUAUUGUUCUUGUUAUCGAGCCGGUUUCACAUGGACGGAUGCGCACCAGCAUUGAGCGGUCGGAGUUGGGGUCUCGUCGGGUCUGUUCUGGAAUAGUUGCAUAGCGACAAGGUCCAUAGAGCAUUUGUUCGAUCAACGGUGUUUACCUUUCCGGUAUUUGAUUCCCUUUCCCAUGUGCUCUUUCGAUGUGGAGGAUAGAACAUUUUCAUGCGUCUCAGACGCCCCAUCAAUGACCCAGCUCUGUAUUACUUGUUUGAUCUCCGGUUUUCUCUUCUCUUUCAACUUUGCCUCUCUAACCCUUCUCACGUAUCCGUUAUAUAUAAUGACCUCUGCGAUGCCAAUAAGACCACUUCCGCUCAUACUGAGUCCCAGCCGUUUCGGGGCGCUCCAAUGACGCGCGGCAACCCAUAUGAAGACGCUGCAAGCGACUAUGGAGACCAAGACGUUGAUG